This is a messenger RNA of Mytilus trossulus (common blue mussel), 3677 nucleotides long. Its product is annotated as cadherin-23-like. The transcript is spliced from 18 exons. Gene Ontology annotation, molecular function: calcium ion binding. Gene Ontology annotation, biological process: homophilic cell-cell adhesion. The record is from RefSeq and is a predicted model, not a curated record. Bases 139 to 2904 code for a protein of 921 amino acids. Lineage: Eukaryota; Metazoa; Mollusca; Bivalvia; Mytilida; Mytilidae. Gene Ontology annotation, cellular component: plasma membrane.
AAUAACCGAACUUAAGCACACAUUCUAUAUUAACGGAAAUAAUCAUGGUGAAAUAUCCAACUUAGUAUUUUGUUUUCAUUUUAAUUUCGUUGAGUUUUGAAUUAUUUAAGACGAUAGUGUUUGGAAUUUUCACAUUUGAUGGAUAUAUAUCUUAAAGUUUUGUUUUUGUUUUUAUUGUUCUGUUUAAUUAGUUCCACUUCAGGACAAUGUCCAGACAACAGAGUGAUUGGUAAAAACACUCCAAAAGACGAAGAUAGGAGAGUUGACACAGAAAUAGGCUUGAGUAUUCUUGGAAUAGCGAAUGAUAACCAGUACAAAAUAAACUGUUGUGGCUUUGUGAAGGAGUGGAAGUUUUAUGCUAAAACAAACACAGGAGAACUUCGCCUUCAGGUAUGGAGACCAGAAACAAGUCCUUCGUAUUCAUUAGUUGGCCAGAAUAUCGUUAAUGUUGCAAAUGCAGAAUUGGACUCCACAGUGACGAAAUCUAUUGCAAAUAGUGCAGAUUGGAUUCCUGUUAAAAAUGGAGAUAUUUUAGGCUGGUAUACUCCAGGUUUUCCCAUGGUAACAUAUGAUGGUGGACAACAGGUGAGGAGAGUUACGGGAAGUGUUGUCGCAUCAAGCACGCCAUAUGAUUGGGGAUCGGUACCACAAACAACGGGAAGAGAUUACGGAUUGCAUGCAGUACUUUCUCCUGGAACUUCGCCAUCCAUAACCAAUUUAGCUACGACAUUAACCCUCAACUACAAUGAUGACGUUGCUACAAAUACUUUAGUUAUAACAUUGACGGUUUCGGAUGCCGACAUAUCAGAUACACUUACCACAAUCAUGACAACAUCAACUGCAUAUUUUUCUUUUAGUUCGACAACAUUGGAAUUGAGAACUGCUCAGACUUUGUCAAUCACAACUCAUACCAUGAACUUCAGGGUAACCGAUACAUGUGGCCAUACAGACACCGGAACUGUUAAAGUCAUAGUCACCAACAAUCCACCCGUGAUUCAUAACAUGGCCUCUGCAACGGCAACAAUCAACGAAGCUUUAGUAAUAGAAACAGAAUUAUUUGCCAUAAAUGUGACGGAUGCUUCUGCCGGAGACUUUGUCACAUGUGAGGUCACUGCGGCAUCCACACCAGCAGAUGCGAAUACAAAGUUUUUCAUUAAAUUCAUAUCUGGAACUGCUCAAUACGGAAUUUUUGUAAAAGAUCAACCUGGUUUAGAUUACGACACUACUAACCUGUACAAUCUAGUUAUCGAAUGUACAGAUACUAAAGACGAAGACACGAAGGGUUUUACUGUAUACAUCACCAGAAACCAACAACCGUCAUUUGAUAAUUUACAAAACCAGAUAACAGUAUCAACAACAGCUGUAUCCAUUGGAACUAUUGUCUUCAAUGUCAGUGUUAGCGACCAGGAAGAUGAUCAGCUGUUUUAUAGUAUGGACUGUAUACCGGCAGGCGGUUCAUUUAUUAUUCACAACUCUGGGGCUGUUGUAUCAAAUGCCGAUCUGACAGGGUCAACCGUGACAGGCUAUGACUGUAAUGUAUAUGUCAACGACAGCUACACUCAAGUAGGACCUCGUAUACUAACAAUUACUAUAGCUGAUAUAAACCACGCACCUGUGAUAGACAAUCUUCCGAUAGGAACACCAGUUUCAGUAGCAGAGAACGAGGCUUUAGGGGCAUCGGUUUACCAAGUGUCAGUUUCAGACCAAAAUUCAUUAGAUACUCACACCUACACAGGUGCAUUUGUUCCAGGACUUUUUGCAAAUUAUUUUGUAAUCAACUCAAACACCGGACUUAUCACAACGUCAACAACAAAUACCAUCGACUACGAAUCAUUCACGGACAAAACAGCAGAUAUAACAGUAACUGUAUCAGACGGACAAGAAAGUGAUUCUGAACUUAUACAGAUUACAGUAACAAACGUUAACGAGGCUCCAGUAUUUAUACAAAAUUCAUAUUCAAUCAGUGGAAAUGAAGGAUUAGCCGGUUCGGUCAUUGGAAUCCCGAGUUUUGAAGUAAACGACCCGGAUGCAGAUGCUCUAUUGUAUUCAAUCGAUUGCACAGAAUUUUCAAUCGGUGCAUCUACCGGUCAGAUUUCAUUGGCUGCUGAUUAUGAUACUGACGCUGCCAGCAUAUCCACGUCAACUACCAUCCAGUGUAACGUCAAUGUCAGUGACGGCGUAUUGCAAGAUACUGCAACAUUACAAGUAACGUUGAGUAACAUCAAUGAUAACACACCCAUCUUUAGUAAAGAUAACUACGCCUUCUAUGCUAACGCCAAUGAUAAUAUUGGAAAAAUUCUCACUGGAGAUGUACUUGCUGCAACUGACGGUGAUGCUGGUGUUUAUGGAACAACAACAUUUUCGUUAGAUCAGACUGGCUUAGGUAAAAACUAUUUCGAAGUCAGUGACAGUGGUGACAUCUAUCUUAUCCUGUCAUUGAAUCCGGAUUUUUUUGCUGGAACUGCCUUGUCCUUUACCGCAACUGUAACAGAUAGUGAAGGACUGACUGACACUGCUGGUAUCGCUGUGAUAGUGUCAGAAUAUACUACUACUACGCCUAGCACCACCACAGAUAGAUUCAUUACCUUUUGGGAAGAUUCUAAAAACGUGGCAUGGUUCACCUUUUUAAUGUUGAUUCUUCUUGCACUACUUGGUCUUCUGUUAUUCUGGAUAUUGACAGGCGUUAACUGGACCAAGUUAUUAGCAGCAUGCAAACGAAGACCUAAAAGGAAAUGGAAAUGGAACCCAAUGGUUGAGAGAGAUCCUGGUCGUCGAUUACCUCCUCCACCUCCACCUCCCAAGCCACAAUACAUACCACCACCAACUCCUCCCCAAAUAAAGCCUUCAGGUAUUAAGUGGGAAUAUUGGACAGACCAAGAUUUCUCAGCAGGGAAUCUUGGAUAAUAAUAUGCAGUUUGGAGGAACUUCAUUUUAGUAGAACAUUGUUUUACGCAAUUCAACUUUAAAUUUGAUAGAAGCUCUUGGUUUAAUUUCAUCCAUACAACAAGUAUAACGUAAUUUUGAUACAAAUUGACUUUGCUGUUUUCACCAUGUUUAUUGCCAUCAUGAACAAUUUUUCAAGUAGUUUUCGUAUAUGAAUACAAAUUGUUUAUUCAGUUAAAAAGAUCUAUAUUAUUAUUUCAAUCAUAAAAUGUGAGCCUACAAAUAAAACCCGUCUGACAAGAAUCAUUUCCACUUGGUUAUAUUGCAUAUCAAAUUAUCCUUACGAUUAUUAGAGCGACGAUCCACUAGAAUGUGGUUAAUUAUAUACACUGUUUCAUUGUGAUAACGUCCCCUUCUGACAGAUUUGUUCUGAACAUUAUAGACGGACAAAAUCUAAAAUAAAAAUGUAUGCACGAUCAAGAUUUUGCUUUUACACUUUUUUUUUCGUUUUUUUCUUUUAUUGUAUUUUAAAGAUGUUUGUUAAAUUUAGAAUUUAGUUUGUCUUGUUAAUCAUCAUUUUUUGUCCCGAAUUACAAAUAUGCUACAUAGGUCCUCUUUUAUAUAACAAAAUUUAAUAAUAUUAAUCUGAAUGAUUUUGAACUGAUUAUUCACAUUAGGGAAAAUUUUCGUAUAAGUAUCAAUUUGUCGUAAUAUUAUAUAGAUGAAGAAGCUGUUUCCCAAAUUUAAACUAUGUAUUUUAUUAACUAGUAAAUGAAUGAAUGUUAUCAACAUGA